AUGGCUCCUAAGGAGUUGAAGGAGCGGUUAGAGGAGUUGUUAGCCAAGGGGUUUGUCAGGCCCAGUAUGCGGAUGUGCAUUGAUUACCGCCAGUUGAACAAGGUCACCAUCAAGAACAAGUACCCGUUGCCUCGUAUUGAUGAUUUGUUUGACCAGCUGCAGGGUGCUAGGGUGUUCUCUAAGAUUGACCUGAGGUCAGGAUAUCAUCAGCUGAAGAUUCGGGACUCGGAUGUUCCGAAGACUGCAUUCCGGACUAGAUAUGGCCAUUAUGAGUUUCUAGUGAUGUCCUUUGGCUUGACCAAUGCACCAACAUCAUUUAUGGAUCUGAUGAACAGGGUAUUCAGGCCUUAUAUUGAUUCCUUUGUUAUCGUCUUCAUUGACGACAUCUUGAUAUACUCGCGUAGCCUGGGGGAGCACGAGCAGCAUUUGAGAGUAGUGCUUCAGACCUUGCGAGAGCAGAAGCUGUAUGCUAAGUUCUCCAAGUGUGAGUUU
Messenger RNA from Nicotiana attenuata, 492 nucleotides. Its product is annotated as RNA-directed DNA polymerase homolog. Lineage: Eukaryota; Viridiplantae; Streptophyta; Magnoliopsida; Solanales; Solanaceae. The record is from RefSeq and is a predicted model, not a curated record. The transcript has 2 exons. The annotation marks the transcript as partial.